CUGCCCGCAUAGGCAUCAUGGAGAAGCUCGCCACCGAAACGUUGCAACAGAUCUUCGAGCACGCGUGUACUGACGGCGGCUACACCGGGUGCUCUCUUUCCCUCACCUCUACGUCAAUCCGCAAAGUGGCGCGGCCCGUUCGAUUCUUCUCCGUUGCGCUCAUACUCUGGACACACAGUGUCAAUGCAUUCCUCGCGCUUUACAAAAAGGAGUGUUCUGUCGCUAGUGGGACUCGACCGAAGCUCGCACACUUGUGUCUCUCUGACUUCAGAGAAGACUCUUCAAUUGACGACGAUCCCGAGAGUUGGGAAGUCAUAACGCCGGAUCAUUCUGACGUUCUCACCGCUACUAGACAUCUGCUCGCACUCGUCGGAGACGGCUUGAAGUCCCUUGUCAUCGAUCGCGCCUUCGUGUACCCCGGCCACACGCUGGUCGACCGACAGUUCCCCUCCUUGCGGGAACUCACCUGCCUUGGGUAUUGCCACCCAAGCCUGCUCGACGUUCCUCGUGGCGUAUACCCGCUCUUCCCUGCUCUGAAGCGUCUGCACGUAGUCGCCGGAGAGGAACUACGAAACAAGCCCCUCAUCCCGCAAUGGGCCACGCACGCGCCGCACCUCACGCACCUACGCAUCUCUGCCCGCCAUUUGUCUGACAUAUUCCUCGACGAGAUCUCGGAAAUCGUGGAGGCCGCAUCUGACUCCAGACACGACCCCCUGGACACGACCGUCGACGCUUCCUCUGCCGGACGCACGUUCCCGAGGCUUGCUCGGGUGGUGGUGCAGCCGGGUCCCAGGCCGGUGAAGGGCGCGUGCAGGACGAGCAGGUCGGAGUUCUCCUCGAUGCUUUCGGAAUUGCACGAGUUCGCCGACGACGCGACGCAAGCGGGCCUCGAGUUGUUCGCACUGUCUCCUUGCGAAUGGUCGAAGCGCCAAUGGAACGAGGAGAUACGUGCGGAGUGGGUGAAGAUGAUCAGUGGUGAGGAUGGGUGCGACUGGUUCUCCGACGAGGAGUCCGAGGAUGAGUCCGAAGGAUCGAAGACUUGAGUCGAAGAUCUAAGGUGGCUUCGCGCAACAUGAUGAAGAGGUGGCGGUUGCCCUCCGCACUAGGGUAAAGUUUGAAAGUCGGAAUAAUGAACCCGGUGUUUAUUAACAGGUUAUUAACAUGUUAAUUAACGGUUCAAAAGCCCAGGGGUCUAUCAGCCCGGUUAUAUAUUGUUCAAAAGUCCGGUCGGAGGCUGUAGGCGUAAGAUACCGAGUUCAAGGUAGAUGGCGAGGUUAAUCUCCGUGCCUAAGCCUUGCGCAUG
Messenger RNA from Dichomitus squalens LYAD-421 SS1, 1303 nucleotides. RefSeq lists its product as uncharacterized. The transcript has a single exon. The coding region runs from base 18 to 1043 and encodes 341 amino acids. The record is from RefSeq and is a predicted model, not a curated record. Lineage: Eukaryota; Fungi; Basidiomycota; Agaricomycetes; Polyporales; Polyporaceae.